This is a messenger RNA of Syngnathus acus (greater pipefish), 2835 nucleotides long. It is a transcript of the gene rhot1a, whose product is annotated as ras homolog family member T1a. Gene Ontology annotation, biological process: mitochondrion organization; small GTPase-mediated signal transduction. The transcript has 20 exons. Gene Ontology annotation, cellular component: mitochondrial outer membrane. The record is from RefSeq and is a predicted model, not a curated record. Gene Ontology annotation, molecular function: GTPase activity; GTP binding; calcium ion binding. The coding region runs from base 95 to 2077 and encodes 660 amino acids. NCBI's taxonomy places the organism in Eukaryota, Metazoa, Chordata, Actinopteri, Syngnathiformes, Syngnathidae.
GCUGGGCCUGACGUAAGAGCAACUACCGAAGAAGUGACAGCCAACGAGGGGACUUCAUGAAGCAAUAGACUGUCCCUUAUUCUGGAUUAAAAACAUGAGGAAGGACGUGAGGAUACUGCUCGUCGGGGAACCCAAGGUGGGGAAGACGUCACUGAUCAUGUCUCUGGUCAGUGAGGAGUUUCCUGAUGAGGUUCCUCUGCGAGCUGAGGAAAUCACCAUCCCCGCAGACGUCACCCCAGAGAGGGUCCCCACACACAUUGUGGAUUACUCGGAAGCAGAGCAAUCAGAUGAGCAGCUCUAUCAAGAAAUAUCUAAAGCAAAUGUUAUCUGCAUAGUGUACUCUGUCAACAACAAGAAGUCAAUUGAAAAGGUGACAAGCCACUGGAUUCCCCUUAUCAAUGACAGAAUAGACAAAGACAGCAGGGUACCAUUGAUCCUUGUGGGCAAUAAGUCUGACCUGGUGGAGCACAGCAGCAUGGAGACCAUCCUGCCUAUUAUGAAUCAAUACCAGGACAUUGAGACGUGUGUCGAGUGCUCGGCCAAAAAUCUGAAGAACAUCUCCGAGUUGUUCUACUAUGCCCAGAAGGCAGUUCUCCACCCGACAGGACCUCUGUACUGUCCAGAAGACAAGGAGCUGAAGUCUUCUUGCAUCAAGGCUUUAACUAGAAUCUUUAAAGUGUCCGACCUGGACAACGACGGCAUCCUGAAUGACAACGAGCUCAAUUUCUUUCAGAGAACGUGCUUCAACACGCCACUGGCGUCCCAGGCCUUAGAGGAUGUUAAAAAUGUAGUCAGGAGAAACAUGGCCGAUGGAGUGAAGGAUAACGGGCUCACGCUUAAAGGCUUCUUGUUCCUGCACACUCUUUUCAUACAGCGCGGCCGACACGAGACCACCUGGACUGUGCUCAGGAGGUUUGGUUACGACGACGACCUGGAGCUCACGCAGGAAUAUCUCUUCCCUGUAGUCAAGAUUCCUCCUGACUGCACCACGGAGCUAAACCACAACGCUUACCUCUUUCUUCAGAGCGUCUUCGACAAGCACGACAAAGACCGAGAUUGUGCGCUAUCGCCAGAGGAGGUGAAGGACCUGUUCAAAGUAUUUCCCUACACGCCGUGGGGUCCGGACGUCAACCACACAGUGUGCACUAAUGAGGAGGGAUGGAUCACAUACCAAGGAUACCUCUCCCAGUGGACGUUAACGACAUAUUUGGAUGUCCAGCGGAGUUUGGAGUAUUUGGGUUAUCUGGGCUAUUCCAUCAUCUACGAGCAGGAGUCCCAAGCCGCUGCGAUCACAGUGACACGAAACAAAGGCAUCGAUCUACAGAAGAAACAGACCCAGCGCAGUGUGUUCCGCUGCAACGUCCUCGGCGCCCGAGCUAGCGGGAAGAGCGGCUUCUUGCAGGCCUUCCUGGGAAAGAACCUUCAGCGACAGAGGCGGAUUAGAGAAGAUCACAAGUCCCUGUACGCCAUCAGCACAACCUAUGUGUAUGGUCAAGAGAAGUACCUGCUGCUCCAUGAGAUGAUGCCCGAUUUCGAUUUCAUGUCAGAAGUGGACCUCGCUUGCGAUGUGGUCUGCCUGGUCUACGACGUCGGCAAUCCGCGUUCUUUUGAAUACUGCGCCAAAAUCUACAAGCAAUACUUGAUCGACAGCAAGACCCCGUGCGUGGUGAUAGCCGCCAAAUCGGACCUGCACGAAGCGCGGCAGCAGUAUAGCCUUUCGCCGCAGGAGUUUUGCCGCAAACACAAGCUCCACCCGCCCCAGCCGUUUACGUGCAACACCACCGAGGCCCCCGGCAAAGACCUCUACACCAGGAUCACCACCAUGGCCAUGUACCCCCACGCCCGUCUCCGCUGCAUGUGCGCCUGCAACAAGUGCACCUAUUGCCUGUGUCAGAACCUCCUCAAGAUGGAGUUGCUGCGCACCAUUAAGGCCCAACUGCGCAGGGUCGUUCACAACAGGCACAUGGCGCAAGCAGACCUGAAGAACUCCACUUUCUGGUUGCGGGCCAGCGUAGGCGCCACCGUGUUUGCCGUGCUGGGCUUCGCCAUGUACAGAGCGCUUCUCAAACAACGGUGAUGGGACGGCAGCGGCAGACGUCUGCAUCCUCUUUCCCGCCGUGGUUCUCGUCCCGUCCUGUCCCGUCCCGUCCGGUCGUCACCCGUGCGACCGACCGGCUUACCUACUGCCUGCUUGAUCCCGCCACAUUCAUCCUUUCAUAGUAAGAAACCAUUUUAUAUGCAUUUAAUCAUCAAGUGUCAAUCCUGUUUUGGUUUGUGGGGGUUGAAGUCAAAUGCAACUUGCGAAUGCCUACCAGUCAAUUCUCAGACACGGACAUUGUGUCCAUAUUUGUUUUUAGUUUUUCUCAGGUCAAGUUGAGGCAACCACAACGGGACUUGAGUGUGUUAAUAGAUGUGUAUAUGCAGUAUAUUCUGGAUGUUGUCCUGAAAAAGGUUUUAGCAAUGACCUGGUGGCCUCUUGCACCAUCUAGUGGCGUCCAAACAAACUUCAUUUUAACACUCAUGGAUGUUAUGCAGCCGUUUAUUUGGAUUUAAUUUAUAAAUGUGUCAACCUGUUCACAUGCUACAAAUAUAUUUUUCUUGUAUUUUUGUAUUUAGCGCUCUCAAGGCUAUUUCCUCGCUGUUUUUAACUUGUCUUGGUUUGCAACUAGCUCUGUAUGUACUUCUCGUUUGUUAGAAUAACUAAUAGCCAAGUCCCCCUUCCACAUACACACACGGCAAUCUUUCACAACUUUGUGUAUAAUUGGGUCAAAUGGCGGCUAAUUUCACAAGUCAAAGAAAUGAUUUUAAAUAAUGAAUAAAUUGCAUUUACACCCA